UUCAAUAUGAGUAUGGAUAUAUUGAUAAGAGUUCCUAAUAAGGAUCUCCCUGAUGUUGAAAUUCAGGCGAGAUGGAAUUGGACUACUUUGCAUUUGAAAACUAAAGUUCAAGAGAUACAUCCACUAAAACCUCUGAUAGCGGAACAAAGACUUAUACACGGUGGAAAGACUUUAUUGGAUGGAUCGUUACUUAAGGAUUAUAUUCCACAAACAAAAGAUUCAUGUAAGCCGAUAGUUUAUUUAGUGGUGCGCACACCCCCUCGUGAAAAUGUUUCAACCACUUUUGUUAACUUUUCAGAAACGUACGCUAGUUCCAGCGCAUUGGAAGAUUCGAUAAAGCCUUCACAGAAGUUGGUUCAGAGCUCUUCCAGUGCGUUAAAGCUUAUAGAAGAUAACGUAAACAACUUUAAGUUGGGCGAAGACUCUGCUUUUAUAGAUAAGCUUCCUCCGGAAAUGUUAAACGCUUUAGAGAACUUGCUUCAGUCAGCCAUGGUCGACUAUCUUAAACACGCAGAAGGUGAUGCCGUAAAUUCUGGUACAGGAAUGGUUCUGAACUACGCAGAAAGUGGAAGCAACGCUGGUGGACUGGUAGAUAAUACUUCCCCUCCGCCUUUUAACAACCGUCCUGAGGUCCCCGAGUACAACGAUGGCGAAGACUAUUUAGAUAGACCGCAACAAGAAUCCCAAUUUGUUUUGCUUUUUAAAUGGGCUUUUUUUGUACUGGUGUUUUCGCAGGGCGCUAGCCGUCGGAAAUUUUGGUUCCUGCUAUUUUUUUCCUUAAUUGGUUUUUUGUAUCAAACUAACCGAAUUAAUUUUCUGGCUUUUAAUAAUAAUAAUAUAGCAAACGACCCUAAUAGAAACGAUAACCACGAAAGUAACGCUGCCCCUACUAAUGCUGGCAGCAGUUCUGAUACGGCUAAAGUGGUUCGAUCAACCCAUUUAACUAACUUGUCGAAAAUUUUGAGCGAUAUUGAAAGUUUUGUGGUUAACUUUUUUAUUUGUUUGCUUCCAAGUCGGAUGCCCAACGAAUUUGAUAACGUGCCAGAAAAUAUGUUUUAA
Messenger RNA from Zophobas morio, 1059 nucleotides. Its product is annotated as homocysteine-responsive endoplasmic reticulum-resident ubiquitin-like domain member 2 protein. Gene Ontology annotation, biological process: endoplasmic reticulum unfolded protein response. The transcript has 4 exons. Lineage: Eukaryota; Metazoa; Arthropoda; Insecta; Coleoptera; Tenebrionidae. Gene Ontology annotation, molecular function: protein binding. The record is from RefSeq and is a predicted model, not a curated record. The coding region runs from base 7 to 1059 and encodes 350 amino acids.